AUGGACUUCGAAAGUCCGGACGUUGAAAAAGACUUUCCUGGCUUAUACGCUUCGGAAACUGGACGGAAAAGCAAUGAAAGUGACUUCAGUGACAAUGGAGACCAUGAGAAACCAACUAAGAAAGAUUUAUUAGGACGUAGAAAGGAUAAAAAGGAAUCAAAAAAGGACAGAGGCUAUGCUGCUUUAGAAGGUGAAAGUUCCCCAGAAGAAGAUACUGAUACUAAAAGCCCAUCCAAGUCUAAAAAGACCAAAUCCUUUAAGUUUCCCACUAAAAGUAAGGAAAAAAGAGAGAAAUCUAGAGAUAAAGAAAAAGUACUAGAAGAUGUAACAAAACAAAAGGAGUUAAAUGAAAAGGAGAAGAGAAAGGAAAAGGAAAGGGAGAAAGAGAGGGAAAGGGAAAAGAAAGAAAAGGAAAAGCGAGACAAAUUGAGGGAGAAAGAUAAGGAAAAAGAAGAGAAGGCAAAAUUUAAAUUGGAAUCUAAAGAAAAGCUGAAGGAUGACAAGAAAGAAAAAGUCAAAGAAAAAGAUAAGGAAAAGGUGAAAGAGAAGGACAAGGAGAAAGUGAAAGAAAAGGACAAAGAUAAGAAAGAAAAGAAAUUAACAAAGAUGCCCUCGACGGUGACUUCGGGUGUCCCGUUCGAAGAAAUAUUUACACUGGGUGUUGCCCUGCCGAUAUUUGGCGUGCCGUUGCAACAGUCUGUGGAGCGAUCACGGUGCCACGAUGAUACGGGGUUGCCAUUGGUCGUUAGAGACAGCAUCGAUUUCUUACAGGCGAACGGACUUAAAUCUUAUCAGAUUUACCGCGCCGAGCCCGAUAAGAUAAAGCUACAGCAGCUCCGAAAGCUCUACACGGACCGUGGGCCCACCUUCCCAUACCAUUGGGAUGUACCUGUUGCGUGUGCCAUGCUGAAGAGCUUCAUCAGUGAACUACCAGAAUCAAUUCUGACGCAAGAGUUGCACGGUCAGUUCGAACAAGCCACGGCCAUCGCAGAACCACAGAGGGAAGCCACCGUGGUGAAUCUCAUCAAUAAACUUCCGUCUUGCAAUCUAGCGUUGUUGGGUUGGCUUAUGAGACACUUUGAGUCCGUAGUGGCUAACGAACAGGUGAAUCACGCGAACAUACAAACUCUGUACGCGGCGAUGGGCCCAACGCUGGGAAUGUCGCAAAAUCUCCUCAGCUACCUUGUCACAAAAGCUGAAAAAUUGUUCUCAGAUAUUCAUCUCACUAAAUAUGUCCCGCCGCUCCUCUCGAUUCCGGCAGAGUUUCCAGAUAACGCAACGGAGAUAAGCACUGAACUCCGAAAACAGGAAUCGCUGUUGAGUCAAAUUCACUCCGAAAUGCACGCUGGGUUUAUAACAGCCGCCCGCGACCAACAACUUUGGGAGGCUCAAAGGAUCGUCACACAAUUAAAGAGAAAACUUCGCUCAGUCCAAAAAUCCGUUGAACCGACCUCGUUGCCACUUCAACAAUCGGUCGACGAUAAACCAGAAGACGUUUCGCCACAACAACCACAAGCAACUAUUCCGCCGAACGAAACAGUUGAAGAAAUAAAAAUGCAAGAAGAGCCAUCAAAAGACCUCACAGAUAGCAAAGAAGUCGUAGCUGAAGUGGAAACAGAAAUACCAGACCCUACUUUUCCAGUAGACUUCGACUCUCAAAAUACUGAAUUUCCAGUAGAAUUUGAAGAUAAUUUCGAUUUCAAAGAAACUAAAGAAUUACCAACGGAAACGGAAAAAGAGAAACCAAAAUUAACAGAAAAGGAGCAAAAAAUACUACGAUUGCAGCUGGAGAACGCUGAAUACUUACAAUUAAAAUCCCUACUACAAGCGAAAAUUAAUUCUGAACAAUUUGAAAUAGUCAAACUAAGAAGUCACGUUGCGCUAAAGAAUAAGCUAGAAGGGCCGCAGAAUAAAGAAAGGGAGAAUAACCAAGAAGACCUAGAGUUAAAACAGCGGUUGUUAAAAGAAAACGCAAUGCUAGAACAAAAGAGAUUGAGUUUAGUAAAUCAGAUAUUUCAAGAGAGAGUCGCUUGUGUGCAGUUGAAAAUCGAGUUAGCCAUGAAAGAGAUUAUGUCCAAAUCAUAA
This is a messenger RNA of Leptosia nina, 2085 nucleotides long. The record is from the annotation of a GenBank genome assembly. Lineage: Eukaryota; Metazoa; Arthropoda; Insecta; Lepidoptera; Pieridae.